UGUCUUCUCUUGCUUAACUAAAACAUCUGUUACUUGUUUAAUGCAGACAACUCAAAAAAUGAGCAACACAGUCUUGGUAUGGGUUCUUUUAUUCUGAAUUUUUUUUUUCCUGUGCUGCAUUCCCUUUAAGAUUACGCUCAUAUGCAAGAAUAUAGGAAAUUAUUAAGAUCAAAGCUUGGAAUGGCCGAUAAAGACUAAGAGACCACCUAGGUCAACAACACCUGUUGCUGUAGGUGCUGCAGGACUAGAGAAAAUCCGAGCAAGGGCAGGAAUAACAAUACCCUACUUGUGAACACCGAGCACUGGUGGUAGAGAUAACGGUGGGGAAAAGUGUAAUUGUGAAAUCUGGAGGAGGGAAAUAAAACAUCCGAUCUCGACCCUGAUUAUAUGCAAAGCGAUCAUUUGAAGCGCUGAGAUAACAUUUCAGCAUUUCAGCGAGGGAAACUGGCGUGUGAAGAGAGCCUGGAGUUGAACUGGACUUGUGGGCAAGGUCUUCUUGCCUCAGCGUCCUGAGUAGCGCACGCCACCGUCAGUACAGCCUGCUGGCACAAUACGAGGAAAAUCAAGGUCUGUUCACCGGCACAGCUGCCUACUUUUUCCCAGAAAUGGCCAACAGGCUUUUGAAAACCUCGUCCGUGUCUGCAAGGACGAAACUGCUCCACCAAGUGGGCACGUCCCUGUAUAACACCACUCACGGCUUCGAGGAGGAAGAAGUGAAGAAGACGCUCCAGCAGUUUCCGGGGGGGUCCGUGGACCUCCGGAAGGACGACGGUGGCAUCGGCAUCCUCACUCUGAACAAUCCCAGCAAGAUGAACGCCUUCUCAGGUACUAUGAUGCUACAACUUUUGGAAAAAGUGAUUGAAUUGGAAAAUUGGACAGAAGGGAAAGGGCUCAUUGUCCGAGGGGCCAAAAACACUUUCUCUUCAGGAUCCGAUCUGAACGCUGUGAAAGCUCUAGCGACUCCAGAGGAUGGGAUGGCCCUGUGUAUGUUCAUGCAGAAUACCCUCACAAGACUCACGAGACUUCCUCUAAUAAGUGUAGCACUGGUUCAAGGCCGAGCACUGGGCGGAGGAGCAGAAUUCACCACGGCUUGUGAUUUCAGGUUAAUGACUCCAGAGAGUGAGAUCAGAUUUGUCCACAAGGAGAUGGGAAUAAUUCCAAGCUGGGGUGGCGCCAGCCGGCUGGUUGAAAUCAUAGGCAGUAGAGAAGCUCUCAAAGUGUUAGGUGGGGCCCUCAGAUUGGAUCCAAAGAAAGCUUUAAGUAUAGGAAUGGUCGAAGAGAUCCUGCAGUCCUCAGAUGAAACAAAAUCUCUAGAAGAAGCCCAGGCAUGGCUGACACAGUUUGUUAAUGGGCCACCAGAAGUCAUUAGAGCUUUGAAAAAAUCUGUUUGUUCAGGCAAAGAGCUAUAUUUAGAGGAAGCAUUACAGAACGAAAGAGAUCUUUUAGGAACAGUGUGGGGGGGAGCUGCAAAUUUACAAGCUAUUGCUAGGAGAGGAAAAUUUAAUAAAUAACUUGAGAAGUUCCAAUUUUUAGUAUAUAUUAAAGUUUAAUGAAGUAUGAAUAGCAGAAUUAAUCUGAAACUUACGACUAGUAUUCAGAUUUGUUUUCAGAUAUUUUGAAUAUCUGAACUCACUGGCCAAUUUUUAAAGAUAUUUGGUAACAUACUACAUACUUUUUAUAGAAUCAGGUUUUUCAUUGCAAUAAUGGAUUCUUAGCAUAUGAACAAAGAAUCACCUUUCAGUUUUCUGUCUUGAGAUAAAUGUUUUAUCACUAUGCUGCUGUCACUUCUACUGACAGAAAACCUAUUGCCUUUUUCCCCAUAAAACUUUUCUUCCAUUUUACUUGGUAAUAAUUUACAAAAACAGUAUAGUGACCCUUUUACUUAAAGAACGUGGGGAGGGAUCAUAGGGUAAGAAAAGGUAUGAUGUCAUUUUCUUCUGUUCCAUGUGAGGGGAAAAAAUAAAGAUGCACCCCAUUACCCUCUCCA
Molecule: messenger RNA, 1987 nt
Organism: Fukomys damarensis (Damara mole-rat)
Lineage: Eukaryota; Metazoa; Chordata; Mammalia; Rodentia; Bathyergidae
Gene: Echdc1
Product: ethylmalonyl-CoA decarboxylase 1
Exons: 6
Coding region: 606-1511 (301 amino acids)
Biological process (GO): fatty acid beta-oxidation
Cellular component (GO): cytosol
Molecular function (GO): enoyl-CoA hydratase activity
Source: RefSeq, a predicted model, not a curated record